This is a messenger RNA of Periophthalmus magnuspinnatus, 537 nucleotides long. It is a transcript of the gene ndufaf8, whose product is annotated as NADH:ubiquinone oxidoreductase complex assembly factor 8. Gene Ontology annotation, biological process: mitochondrial respiratory chain complex I assembly. Gene Ontology annotation, cellular component: mitochondrion. The transcript has 3 exons. Lineage: Eukaryota; Metazoa; Chordata; Actinopteri; Gobiiformes; Gobiidae. The record is from RefSeq and is a predicted model, not a curated record. The coding region runs from base 198 to 410 and encodes 70 amino acids.
UUCCUUGCUGAUGGGGUCAACAACAUGGCGCUGUCCAUAGCGUAUUGUAAUAUCCUAGAAAAACUUAAUAUUAGUUGUAUUAUUUGCGUUGUGCGACCCUGAUUUUCCAUGUUACAAUUUCUUUGCUUACGGAUCUGGAAAGGUUUUGCGACUCAUGCUUAGGAGAAAACCAGGCUAAACCACUAAAGAACUGCACUAUGUCUGGAUCAAAUGUAUGGAGUCGUACCCGAGAGAAAUUACAGCGUUUCCCAGAACUUUUUGCAGAGUGUUCAUUUGAGGCUGCAGCUUAUGGGAAGUGUGUGGCAGCCACUACCACAAGUAAACAAGAAAUAAAGAAGGAUCUGUGUGCUAAGGAGUUUGAAGCACUGAAGACUUGUUUCACUAAUGCAGCCAAGAAAAGAUGCAAAUAAAUGGAAAACCCAUAUGGUAUCAUCUGUGUUUCCUAAAUGUUGAUGUUGGUGGUGUCAAGCUGUUCCUCUUUGCAAUAACGUUUCAUUAUGUAUGUAAAUGUAAAAUGAGAAUAAAUAGUUUGUCAGA